Messenger RNA from Hordeum vulgare subsp. vulgare (domesticated barley), 1200 nucleotides. RefSeq names its product xyloglucan endotransglycosylase/hydrolase protein 8-like. Gene Ontology annotation, molecular function: xyloglucan:xyloglucosyl transferase activity; hydrolase activity, hydrolyzing O-glycosyl compounds. The transcript is spliced from 2 exons. Lineage: Eukaryota; Viridiplantae; Streptophyta; Magnoliopsida; Poales; Poaceae. Gene Ontology annotation, cellular component: apoplast; cell wall. The coding region runs from base 16 to 1023 and encodes 335 amino acids. The record is from RefSeq and is a predicted model, not a curated record. Gene Ontology annotation, biological process: cell wall biogenesis; xyloglucan metabolic process.
AGCGCAGUGUAUUAGAUGGCCGGCGCUAGCGCUUACCAAACCAACCACACUGGAGCAGAGCCAACGGCAGUAUCCCGCCCGGUUCCACUUCCACUCCACUUGCCUCCACAUUUCCUCCUCCUUCCCAAGAAGCAGAGCCGAGCAGAGCAGAGCAGAGCAGAGCAAGGUGUCAUGGCGAUGGCGCCGCGGGCUGUGUCCUUGUCGGUCGCCGUGGUGGUGGCGCUCCUGGCAACGGCGGACUCGUGGCUGUACGAGGAGUUCACCACGGACGGCAACGUGCGCGCGGACUACAACGCGCAGGGGCAGCAGGUGGCGUCGCUCAUCCUCACACAACAGUCCGGCGGCGGCGCCUUCGGCUCCCGGCGCAAGUACCUCUACGGCGAGUUCAGCAUCCAGAUGAAGCUCGUCCCCGGCAACUCCGCCGGCACCGUCACCUCCUUCUACCUGUCGUCGGGCGACGGCCCCGGGCACGACGAGAUCGACAUGGAGUUCAUGGGCAACUCCACGGGGCAGCCGGUGGUGCUCAACACCAACGUGUGGGCCAACGGCGACGGCAAGAAGGAGCACCAGUUCGACCUCUGGUUCGACCCGGCCGCCGACUACCACACCUACACCAUCAUCUGGAACCACAAGAACGUCAUCUUCAAGGUGGACGACCUCUUCAUCCGCAGCUUCACGCGCUACGCCGACCUGCCCUACCCGGGCGCCAAGCCCAUGUCCGUGCACGCCACGCUCUGGGACGGCAGCUACUGGGCCACGCAGAAGGGCAAGGUCCCCGUCGACUGGUCCGGCGCGCCCUUCGUCGUCUCCUACCGCGGCUACUCCGCCGACGCGUGUGUGCCCAACGGCGACGGCCGCCCGCUCUCCUGCCCCGCCGGCACCGGCCGCUGGAUGGACCGCCAGCUCGACGACGCCGAGCGCGGCACCGUCGCCUGGGCCAGGCGCGACUACAUGCGCUACAACUACUGCGACGAUGGCUGGCGAUUCCCGCAGGGCUUCCCCGCCGAGUGCUCCCGCGGCUGAACAACCGAUUGACUUCACUCACGCCUUCGUUAGUUCCCACGGAUUGUUCGUUGUCCAUUCAUUUCUGGUUUCUUGGUUUUGUUGGUCUAUUUGUUCUUGAUUCCGUUAACUCUCCGCUUAUUCUUACCUACUAGAUGGAUUAGACUAAUGAUAAUAAAGUUCAAUUCUUGGAGUAAA